CUCACUAUUUUUCAUAUUUCUUGUUGCCAAAAUCCUUUAUGUUCGCAAAGAAAUUAUUUAAUAAAUUAUCUGAAUAUUUCCGUUUUCCUUUGAGUUUCAAAUUUUAUUUGCUUUUAAUCUACAUAUUUAAAGCUUUUUGAUAUUUUUUAUUUUCACCUUGAAGUGACCAGACGGACGUUGAAAAGCAGUUAAAACUAUGGAUGAUAAUAAUUCCAGCGAUGACGAAUUUAGAGAAUCUCCUGCAAGUCCCAAAUCAGGUGGUAAAAAGCUUAAACUUAACGACGGAAGCUCUCAGGACAGUUUCAAGGAGACUGUUUCGAACAGCAAAGAUGAAAAUAUUGAUAGUGGAGUGUCAGCAGAUAAGUCAGAGAGCACCAGCAGUGAAGGUCACAGCGCUGGAACAUCAGAAGGGCCGUCUAACGAGCUGGUAAAUGCAGCCCCUUCGACCAGUAAUAUUCAUACGAUACUUCUGAACAUACGACGUCCAAAACGCAAUAGAAAUUACCGAAAAAGGAAGACGCCUGAGCGUGAUACUGAUAGUAAUGAUACUUCUCAAGAUUCUGAUGAUCUAUCCAGUGAAGACACUCCACAGCCAGCGAGACAGAAUGAGAAUAGUAAUUCAGAAACAGAGAGCGAUGAUCAGCCAAGAUAUAUGGAUUUGUGUGCAACAGAAUCUGAUAGUUCAAAUAGUGGUUCACAAAACUCACCAGACAGUCACACGUUUGAAGAUUCAGAUGAAAUGAUACAACUAAACUCUGGAGACACAGACAGCGAUGAAGAUGUGCCAUGGAGUAGAUUGAAUGAUGAUAAUGAUGAAAAUGAAGAAUCAGAAGAAAAUAGACAAAAAACACCAAGUGUACUUUUAAAAGCAAAACCAGAGCACAAUUAUGUGAUUUUGCAAGAAAUCAUAAAACGCGAGAUGGGAAUAACAUUUCCCUGCGGUAAAACGACGAAGACAGAUGUGAUAUUUGAACAGAAUUUCUAUGGAUCACUUCAUGCUGUAUACAGACUGGAGAAAUUGCAUCAGCUACAAAAACACAGGGGCUGUGUUAAUUCGAUAAAUUUUCACCCCGAAGGUCGGCUUUUAGCCUCCGGUUCUGAUGACACAAACGUCGUGAUAUGGGAUUGGGCCAGGAAGAAAGUGAUUCAAACUAUAAAAACGGGUCACAAGUCAAAUGUUUUCCAGAGCAAGUUUCUGCAUUUGAAUUCUAGGAGUCAGCUAAACAUAGUCACGUGUGCUCGAGAUGGCCAGGUCCGGCUGGUGCAGUGUCCGUCGAGCGGCGGCGGCGCGACCCGGCGGCGCCUCAUGGGGCACUCCCGCGCCGCGCACAAGCUGCACGUGAGCGGCGCCGAGCCGCACCGCGUGCUGUCCGCCGGCGAGGACGGGCUCGUGCUGCACUGCGACCUGCGCCACGACAACGUCAACAGACUGGUGUCGGUGAAGGAGUGCGGGCGCGCGGUGCCGCUGUACAGCGUGGACGCGCACCCGCUGGAGCCGCGCGUGCUGCUGCUGGCGGGCCGGGACCGCUUCGUGCGCGCCUACGACACGCGCCGCGCCGCCUCCCCCCUCGCGCUCUACUGCCCCGCCGCCUUCACCAGCCGCAACGGCAGCGACUCGAAGCGCGCGAAGCUGUCGAUGAUGCACCUGACGUGCGCGGUGUAUAACCACGACGGCAGCGAGAUCCUGGGCACCUACAACGACGACGAUGUCUACCUCUUUGAUGCCAAAAACGACGUAUACGACAAGGACAGCACGAGCGCGUCGGAGGGCUACUCGAAGCGCUACAGCGGGCACCGCAACAGCGCCACGUACAAGGGCGUGUCGUUCUUCGGGCCCGGCAGCGAGUACGUGGUGUCGGGCUCGGACUGCGCGCACAUCUACGUGUGGGACAAGAGCUCCGAGGCCAUCGUGCAGUGGCUGCACGGCGACGCCAACGGAGUGGUGAACUGCAUAGAGCCUCAUCCCCGUUUCCCCGUGCUGGCGACCAGCGGCCUCGACAAGGACGUCAAGAUAUGGGCCCCCUACGCUCGCGCAGACCCCAAGUACGAAGGACUAGAAAAGGUUGUGCGUGAAAAUAGCGAGUCCCGCCGAAGGAGUCCGCUGUUCAACGACUUCCUGCCGACCGUGUACAACGCGUGGCGCAGCGAGAACCAGAUGUACGCGGACGGCGACAUGUCCUCCCCGUACGGGGGGAACAUCGAGUUCGACGGAAACGUCUGCACCGCCUUCUAGGGACCUCCCCCCUGUGCGUGCUGUCUGUGGACCUGUGCCCGGGAAGCUCUGCUGAAAACCACGCAUCAUGAUCACUUCGGGAUGGUUUGUGGGCGAAACGAAAACUUAAGUUUAUUGGAUGCUGCGCCGACAUGAUGGCGUAUAUGAACCCGUCUAGAGACACGGCUUUUGUAUGUAAUACUAUAAUUUGAAUAUACGAGAAAACGAUUCCUAACUUAUUGCCUCCACGUUAAUCAGCUGACGCGCAGGGUCGAUGACCCCGUACACGUGCGAUGCGGUUCAGUGCCUACGCCACAGAAUAUUAUUAACUUGCAAGUAUUUUUGCGUAGGUUAGCAAAAUAAUUUAAUUGUGUUUAUAGUUAAAAUGGUUUUUAAUGGAAUAAAGGAUAGUUGUAGUCUGUGCUAGACUCUUAUAAAUACAGAGGAUAAGCUAUUUGGCUUUCAUUGAACCUUCACAUUUAUAGGGUAGUCUGUGAUAGACAAUCACUAAUAAUUUGAUAGAGGGCAGAGUACGGAUAGAAGUUUAGCUUUCCUAAAUACUGUUAGAUUAUUUAGUUAAUUGCUUUUAUGUAUAUUUUAUUAGAUAUCGGAAGUUUCGGGAUCACUUGAAUAGAAACGGCUAGAACUGUCCUUAGAGUAUCUCUGCUAGAUCUAAUCAGGGAUCAUGAGAGUCGUAGGAGAACAUCACCGACAUAGACCCCAGGGUAGGGAGUUAAAGUGGCCGUGUGGGAGGAUCAGUUGGUCCCUGAAACCAAACAGUCUUGAGCGCCCCCCGGGGCACGCAAGUCUGUCGUUGUGGCCCUUUUAGGAGAUCUAUGUCCAGCAGUGAACAUGUGUGGGCUGAUGAUAAAGCAGAUGUUCAGCGGAAUGUAGAUAAAACUUUAAAACAUUCAGGAAAUUUGAUUUGAUUAAACACUCUUUAGGGACAUUUUUUUUUUUUCAAAGUGAGUUGUUUUUCUCUUCCCUCCUACUACUCUAUAGGUUUCCUCAGAAUACUAUGUGCUGUAAGAGAACGUGACCGGUAGAUCGGAAGUACCUCUGUCCACGGAAACAGAAUAGUCAAUGCAAAGAAUGGUUUCGUUUUUAAAAUGCAUCACAAACAACAUUCUCUACUGUUGAUUUACCACGACGUGAACAUAAAUUUGCAUUGAAGUAGCGGUUCUCGGAGUGCCUCUGCCUUGUAUAUGUAGCAGCGAAAGUGUUCACGAGUGCUCACGGUGACCAACAAUAUCGCCUGUUCUGCUGUCAGUCUGUCUGUCUAUUUGGUUGAAGCGACAUUUUUUGUAACUUAACAGGAGAGCCAUUUAUGGUAAAGAAUUUGGAAAAAAAGUCUUAACAAAAAACUUGUUCA
Messenger RNA from Bombyx mandarina (wild silkworm), 3584 nucleotides. RefSeq names its product DDB1- and CUL4-associated factor 8. Lineage: Eukaryota; Metazoa; Arthropoda; Insecta; Lepidoptera; Bombycidae. Gene Ontology annotation, molecular function: protein binding. The record is from RefSeq and is a predicted model, not a curated record. Gene Ontology annotation, cellular component: cytoplasm; Cul4-RING E3 ubiquitin ligase complex.